Messenger RNA from Eleginops maclovinus (Patagonian blennie), 5020 nucleotides. RefSeq lists its product as uncharacterized. NCBI's taxonomy places the organism in Eukaryota, Metazoa, Chordata, Actinopteri, Perciformes, Eleginopidae. The record is from RefSeq and is a predicted model, not a curated record. The transcript has 27 exons. Bases 51 to 4616 code for a protein of 1521 amino acids.
UAUUGAUGUGAUGAUUCUGUAAACCUCCUGUGUUCAUUAUUUAAUCUGACAUGUUUUAUAGUCUCACAGAGAUGAGAGGAGCAGCUAUGAGUUUAACUGCAGCAGCGAGUGGAUUAGUGGUCUUCCUGCUCUCUGUGUCAGUGGUUCAGGGUCAGGAUGUCUGGGGAGUGACUUACUCUUCUACUGAGAUCUGUGCAGUGAAAGGAUCAACAGUGGAGAUAAACUGCAGCUACACAUACCCAUCUACAGUGAGAGGUGGUGUUAACACAGUAGAGAAAACAUUCUGGUUUACUAAACAGAAAGGUGGUGAACCUGUAGAUCUGAGAACUGACUCAGAGUAUGCAGGUCGUGUAGAGACUCUCUGUGGAAACAACACCUGCACUCUGAGAAUCAGAAACCUGAGAGAGAGAGACUCAGCUCAGUACAGGUUCAGGAUCAAAACAAACCAAGACGCUUAUGUUGGUGAUCCAGUCACUCUGUCUGUCCCAGAUCCAGGUAUCCAGGUGAAGGUGAGCAAAACAAGUUCCUGCUAUGGAGACUGUAUACAGGCAGACCUGGAGUGUGUCCGCGGUUGUCUUCCAACUUCUCGUCGUUCCUACAUCUGGUACAAGGAUGGACAGAAAAUAGCGAAGGAUGCAAAAUCUUUUAAUGACUAUUUCUAUCCUAAAGAAAGCUAUGCCUGUGCUGUUAAAGGAUAUGAGAAUGUCCCCUCUCCUUCAGUGUGUGUUAAUGGUGGAGUCUGCAAUACUGUGACUUACAGUGAGAGAAGCAUCUGUGCCUUCAAAGGAUCAUCAGUGGACAUUUCCUGCACGUACAGUAGUAAUGAAGACCAUGUUAAAUCUAAAUUCUGGUUCAGACCUGAGCGUAGUCAUCAGGACCUUAGUGAAGACUCCCAGUAUAGAGAACGUGUUCAGGUUCUUUCACCAAGGAGAGAAUCCACUCUGAGGAUCUCUGACCUGAGAGACUCAGAUUCAGCUCAGUAUCUCUUCACAUUCAAAACAGCAAGCUCUGAAUGGGGGAGGGAUUUACCUGGAACCACUCUGACUGUCACAGCUCUCCAGGUGCAGGUGAUCAGAGCAAAGGUCUACACCUAUUCUACUGAGGCAGAGCUGAAGUGUCACAGCUCCUGCAGUCCGGCUGGUUCCCUGUACUACGUCUGGUUCAAGAACGGAGAGACAAUCAUGACCACGGGGAUAUCUUCUUAUGAAGGACUGUUUCAUCCCAGAGACAACAUCUCUUGUGCUCUGAAAGGACAUGAAGACUUCCCCUCUCCUGCAGUGUAUGCUCCAAAGCUCCCCUCUGUGUCAGUGAGUCCCUCUGCUGAGAUAGAGGAGGGCAGUUCAGUGACUCUGACCUGUAGCAGUGAUGCUAACCCAGCAGCUAACUACACCUGGUACAAGAAGAGUCCAAAUGCACACUUUUCUCAUGUCAAUGAAGGACCGAUUCUUGUCCUCAGCUCGAUCAAUUCCUCUGAUUCUGUACAGCAUUACUGUACAGCUGAGAACAAGCUGGGGAAGACAUCUAGAGAUAUCUCCAUUGAUGUGAAAUAUGCUCCAAAGCUCCCCUCUGUGUCAGUGAGUCCCUCUGCUGAGAUAGAGGAGGGCAGUUCAGUGACUCUGACCUGUAGCAGUGAUGCUAACCCAGCAGCUAACUACACCUGGUACAAGGAGGAUGAAGACUCUCCAAAAGCUUCAGGACAGAUCUUCACCAUCACUGACUUCAGAGCUGAACACAGUGGGAAUUAUUCCUGUGAAGCCCAGAACAAGUUAGGACGUAGUAACUCCACUUUAUAUCUGACUGUUGGGACAGCAUCAUGGAAGCUACCAGCUGUUGUAACAAUCCCUGUUGUUCUCCUGGCUGUCAUCUCUCUCUCUGUCUUCCUGUGGAUCAGCAGAAGAAAGAGCGCUUCCAGGGAUUCAUCUGAACCUGCAGAGAGAGCGGACAACAGGGAGGAGCCUCUACCUGAUCAGCCGGAGGAGCAGGGUGACCUUCAGUAUGCCACCGUUCACUUCUCCAACAGCCGAGCAGAACCUCUGUACUCCAACAUGAGAGCAGAUCAGCCCCUCAGACACACGGAGCAACAGGAAGUCCCGGAGUACGCUGCCGUCAAGUUCAAGAGUGCUGCCCCGAGGCCCAGAGGGCAGGACUCUGCAGAGGACCCAGCUGCGUUGUACAGCACGGUCAACAAAUCCCACAGGAAAGGCGUCUUUGAACACAUCGUUCCUCCUUCACUUCUCACAGAGAUGAGAGGAGCAGCUAUGAGUUUAACUGCAGCAGCGAGUGGAUUAGUGGUCUUCCUGCUCUCUGUGUCAGUGGUUCAGGGUCAGCGUGGCUGGGGAGUGACUUACUCUUCUACUGAGAUCUGUGCAGUGAAAGGAUCAACAGUGGAGAUAAACUGCAGCUACACAUACCCAUCUAGAUGGAGAGGUGGUGUUAACACAGUAGAGAACACAUUCUGGUUUAUUAAACAGAAAGAUGUUGAAACUGUAUAUGUGACCACAGACUCAGAGUAUGCAGGUCGUGUAGAGACUCUCUGUGGAAACAACACCUGCACUCUGAGAAUCAGAAACCUGACAGAGAGCGACUCAGCUCAGUACUGGUUCAGGUUCAAAACAAACCAAGAUGCAUACUCGGGUCUUCCAGUCACUUUGUCCAUCACAGAUCUCCAGGUGAAGGUGAGCAGACCACAGUCUGAUCUUAACCUGCGGUGUCUCAGCAGUUGUCCACCUGGUCAUACUUCCUACAUCUGGUUCAAGAACGGACAGAAAGUAAAGGAAGACACAUCUCCUGAUGCAGACUUCAGUUAUGAUUCUGCAGACAGUUACUCCUGUGCUUUAAAGGGAUAUGAGGACUCCCCGACUCCUUCAGUGUAUGCUCCAAAGCUCCCCUCUGUGUCAGUGAGUCCCUCUGCUGAGAUAGAGGAGGGCAGUUCAGUGAAUCUGACCUGUAGCAGUGAUGCUAACCCAGCAGCUAACUACACCUGGUACAAGAAGGAUGAAGACUCUCCAAAAGCUUCAGGACAGAACUUCACCAUCACUGACUUCAGAGCUGAACACAGUGGGAAUUAUUCCUGUGAAGCCCAGAACAAGUUAGGACGUAAAAACUCCACCUUAUAUCUGACUGUUGGAACAGCAUCAUGGAAGCUACCAGCUGCUGUAACAAUCCCUGUUGUUCUCCUGGCUGUCAUCUCUCUCUCUGUCUUCCUGUGGAUCAGAAGAAAGAGGGCUUCCAGGGACUCGUGUGAGACUGCAGAGAGACCGGACAACAGGGAAGAGCCUCUACCUGAUCAGCCGGAGGAGCAGGGUGACCUUCAGUAUGCCACCGUUCACUUCUCCAACAGCCGAGCAGAACCUCUGUACUCCAACAUGAGAGCAGCUCAGCCCCUCAGACACACGGAGCAACAGGAAGUCCCGGAGUACGCUGCCGUCAAGUUCAAGAGUGCUGCCCCGAGGCCCAGAGGGCAGGACUCUGCAGAGGACCCAGCUGCGUUGUACAGCACGAUGCUCUGUGUUUCAGUGGUUCAGGGUCAGAAUGGCUGGGAAGUGACGUACACUCCUGCUGAGAUCUGUGCAUUUAAAGGAUCAACAGUGGAGAUGAGCUGCAGCUACACAUACCCAUCCAUAUGGAAAUACCAGGUUAUCACAGUAGAGAAAACAUUCUGGUUUACUCAACUGAAGGGUGGUGUAUUUGUGGAUCUGAACACAGACUCAGAGUAUGCAGGUCGUGUUGAGGAUCUCUGUGAAAACAACAUCUGCACUCUGAGAAUCUCUGACCUCAGAGAGAGCGACUCAGCUCAGUACAAGUUCAGGUUUGAAACCAACCAUGAGCAUGGAACAUAUACUGGUUUACCUGGAGUCACCUUGUCUGUGCCAGAUCUUCAGGUGCAGGUGCGCAGAUCGGAUACAACCAGGUCAGAGCUUAGGUGUCGGAGCAGUUGUCCUAUCCCUGGUUAUCCUUCCUACAUCUGGUACAGGAACGGAGAGAAAAUUCAGACAGGAACCUUUUCUUUUGCAGUUGACUUUGAUCCUACAGACAGCUAUUCCUGCGCUGUAAACGGACAUGAGAAUCACCGUUCUCCCCCAGUGUAUGCUCCAAAGCUCCCCUCUGUGUCAGUGAGUCCCUCUGCUGAGAUAGAGGAGGGCAGUUCAGUGACUCUGACCUGUAGCAGUGAUGCUAACCCAGCAGCUAACUACACCUGGUACAAGGAGAAUGAAGACUCUCCAAAAGCUUCAGGACAGAUCUUCAACAUCACUGACUUCAGAGCUGAACACAGUGGGAGUUAUUCCUGUGAAGCCCAGAACAUAUUAGGACACCGUAAUACCACCUUACAUCUACUUGUUGUGGCAGAGCUGGAUGACACAUCUGUGUUAAUGAUUCCAGAACAUUCAACGAUGAUGGUGAAUAUCAUCCGGAUAGCUCUGGGGGUCUUGAUUCUGAUUCCUGUGUUUCUCCUGAGUCUGUGGGCAAGGCAAUCCAGUAAAAAUGAAACUUGGCGCUCCACCACUGAAGCACAUGAACCUGUGGAGAUAGAGUUGGACUCUGUUCCUAAGUAUGAGGACGUCUCUCACACUGCAGCACAGACAGAAGACCCAGAGGAGCAGGAAGACAUGGUGUGAAGUCCAGUCAGAUGCUCACCUGAUGGACACCAAGAAGAAGGACAUUGAAAUAUCCCUGAUGAGAGCGAGGCUGUGCAGGAUGUGGGGGAGGUGGAUACAUUCACCUUCAACUCCCAAUAUGUUUUAUAGUCAGUGUUCAGUAGCAGCAGCAGGUAGGAGUCAGCAGCAUGGACGUCUAGCAGAAUGUGCUGCUGGCAGCUUGAACUGAAUCAUGUCGAGGUGUCAGACAUGACUUAUUGUUCAGAGCAGCUGAUGGUCAGGUGCUGUAACAUACUGCUUUAAGUAUGCAUGCUUAUUUUAUUAUCUGUAGAAUCUGUGAUAAUACAGAAGUCUAUGAUAAGUGUUCUUGUGCAUUUUAUCAUUUUGAAUUUUCUACAUAAUAAAUAACCUUCUUUAAAUCCUGA